Molecule: messenger RNA, 2235 nt
Organism: Thermothielavioides terrestris NRRL 8126
Lineage: Eukaryota; Fungi; Ascomycota; Sordariomycetes; Sordariales; Chaetomiaceae
Exons: 3
Coding region: 1-2235 (744 amino acids)
Biological process (GO): lipid oxidation
Molecular function (GO): metal ion binding; oxidoreductase activity, acting on single donors with incorporation of molecular oxygen, incorporation of two atoms of oxygen
Source: RefSeq, a predicted model, not a curated record
AUGACCCAGCAGCAACCCGAAUCGUCACGGCCCCCGGUCAGGGCAUUGGCCUUCAUCCGAAGACUCUUCAGCGGCGAGAAAGAGAAACCGCUGGAUGCCAACCUGCCCGUGCCACCCGCAAGGCUGGCCUCUACGCGCCCCAGCCAGCGGACGAUCCUCAGGCACCAGUCAGAGAAGGAGUACGCGCUCGAUCUCGCGCCAGAGUCCGUCCACGAUGCCAUGCUACCGUCCAUUGACCCCGGCGUCUUCGACAAUGAGAUGCUGAAACAGAAGCUCUACCCGGCCAUCGAUCCCGGCAACGAGUCUCCCGUCCAAGAGCCCGAGGGCAACAUCGUGGAGGGCACGUACCUGGGCACCCAGACCUUCGCAUCGCUGUUCGACGUCCUCGGGAUCGAGGCCGCGCUGCCGAGGUACCGUAGCCUUGAACAGCAGAAGGAACUUUACCAGUGGUCCGCGUAUCCCACGAACGCCGACGGAACCCCCGCUCAGUAUCCCCCACACCUGCAGCACAUACCGCAGGGAGAGGCGGUCAGUCCGCUCCGCAUCUUCAGCGCCAUCGGCCUGGUCGAGACGCAGGUGCUACUGCAGAAAAUCACGCCGGACAAGGACGGGAUCCUCGGGAGGACCAAGGAAUGGCUCCUCGCGAGGGCGCAGGAAGCCGCCUUCGGCGGCGCGCCCGAGCGCGGAGUCAAGAUCCAGGACGUCGUCGACUACAACAAGUACCACCGCAAGUUCGGCACCGACAUCGCCGGCGGCGGCAACAUCGGCUUGCUGGACGACUGGUUCGGCGACCGCCGCUUCGCCGACCAGCAGUUCACCGGCACCAACCCCACGACCAUCACGCAAGCCACGCCGAGGUGGAUCGCCGAGUUCUCAGCAGCCGCGAAGGCCGGCAACUACGACAAGUGGGUUGCCGCGCUGGCGAAAGCCGACCCCAAGUCGCUCUUCGUCCAAGACGGCAGCUACUUCCGCAAGGCGGUCGGCGAGCCCGACCCGGCGGCCGUGCUGCACCACCAGCAGCCCGGCAGCGACGAGUGCUGGACCGUGGGCGCGGUGAGCCUGUUUCAGCUGCACGAGGACGGGAAGCUCCACCCGGUGGCCAUCUGCAUCGACUACAAGGGAAGCAUGGACAAGUCCGUGACCAUCUUCAACCGCCGGAUGACGCCGCGGGACUCGACCCGGGGCGAGAAGGACGACUGGCCGUGGCGGUACGCCAAGACGUGCGCGCAGGUGACGGACUGGACGCGCCACGAGCUGGGCGUGCACCUGACGCUCGCGCACUUCGUCGAGGAGGCCAUCAUCGUGGCGACCAACCGCACGGUGCCCAUGGACCACCCGGUGUACCGGCUGCUGCACCCGCACUGGUCCAAGACGCUGUCGCUCAACGCGGCGGGGCGGUCGACGCUGGUGCCGCAGCUGGCCGUCGAGGUGGUGGGCAUCAGCCCGGCGCAGUGCUACAGCUUCCUGCGCGACGCCUACGACACGUACGACUUCGUCGGCAGCUACGUGCCCAACGACCUGCGCCGGCGCGGCUUCCCGGACACGCAGGAGGGGCUCAGCCACCCGCGGUACAGGAACUACGCGUACGCCAAGAACGCGCUGGGCCUGUGGACGGCGCUGCGCGCGUACGUCGACGCGAUGCUGCGCAUCCGCUUCCCCGACGACGCCAGCGUGGCCGCGGACGGCCACGUGCAGGCCUGGGCGGCUGAGAUGCGCGGGCCGGCGCGCAUGCCGAGCUUCCCCGAGCUGAGGACGCGGGCGGCGCUGGUCGACGCCGUGACCAUGUGCAUCCACAUCGCCGCGCCGUUCCACAGCGCGGUCAACUACCUGCAGAACUUUUACCAGGCCUUCGUCGCCGCCAAGCCGCCGGCGCUGUGCGCGGCGCCGCCGACCACGCUGGCGCAGCUGCGCGGGUACGCCGAGGCGGACCUCGUCGCCGCGCUGCCCAUCAACCGGCCGCGGCAGUGGCUGCUGGCCGCGCAGGUGCCCUGGCUGCUGAGCUUCAAGGUCGAGCCGGGCCGGAGCCUGCUCAACUACGCGGCCAGCCAGUGGCACAUGCACAAGUGCAAGCGGGACGAGGCGGACCGCCAGGUGAAGUCGGCGAGCGAGCGGCUGUAUCAGGAUCUGCAGCGGCUGCAGACCGUGUUCUAUCGCAACAGCAAGGCCAUGGACAAGGGGAGCAUUCCGUAUAUGGUGCUGGAUCCGGGCUUGACGGCCGUUUCGAUCCUGAUUUGA